This is a messenger RNA of Protopolystoma xenopodis, 270 nucleotides long. The record is from the annotation of a GenBank genome assembly. Lineage: Eukaryota; Metazoa; Platyhelminthes; Monogenea; Polystomatidea; Polystomatidae.
ACUAGCCCACUAGCUGGCUUCCAAAGUACCAGAGCUCAAACCGGUGGUUCUUUUUCUCGCUCCUUAGUCGGGCAUCCAAUGCAAGCUUCGGGACUCCGAUUUUCUCAUUUGUCUCGCUUGGAAUCUCCUGAAGAACUUGCCAGUAUGCCAGAAGCUGAUGGGCUGCGUGUUACGAUUCUGCUUUCUGAUUCUCUGCUUAACAUUUUUAAGGUAUGCGCCUACUUUCAUUAUUUGAUUUUUACUACCUUUAUCAGAAUCUUAAGAACGUAG